Molecule: messenger RNA, 2605 nt
Organism: Carassius gibelio (silver crucian carp)
Lineage: Eukaryota; Metazoa; Chordata; Actinopteri; Cypriniformes; Cyprinidae
Product: probable G-protein coupled receptor 34
Exons: 2
Coding region: 425-1567 (380 amino acids)
Biological process (GO): G protein-coupled receptor signaling pathway
Cellular component (GO): membrane
Molecular function (GO): G protein-coupled purinergic nucleotide receptor activity
Source: RefSeq, a predicted model, not a curated record
CAUGAAAUUGUGUGAGAACGAGAGGAAACAUGGAACAAACCCUUUCUAAGACUCAUGUUAAAACAGCAGUUCAACAGAGUGAACAUGACGCCCCUAAACGAGUGUGUGGAGGCCCGUGUGAUGACACACUGAACACAUCAACAUCUCUGUGUGCUCAAGAGUCACACACACACACACACACAGAGAGAGAGAGAGAGGAAGAGCGCGCGAGCUGAUGCAGCGAGAGCAGGACAGACGCUUCGAAGGGAAGCAGAAACAUCAGACGCUUGAGGAGGAAUCAAAAGAGGAUCUGACAGAAACCAAACCCUGUGUGUUCCCUCUGAAUGGAUGAAUGUGCAGCGGUUUGAGACACUGAAGGAAUUAACCUGCAAAACUAGCUGAAGCCUCCGUGAUCUUCCCCUUGAUCCCUAACAAGAAGAUCACAAUGAGCAGCAUCACCUUCACCAACCACAGCUCCACCAACCGCUCGUGUCCUCUGGAGGAGGAGACCCUGCGCCUCCCGCUGGCCGUGCUGUACUCGCUCAUCUUUCUGUUCGGUCUGGCAGGAAACCUGCUGGCGCUGUGGGUCUUCCUCUUCCUGCACUCGCGCAGAAACUCUGUGCGUGUGUUCCUGAUCAACAUGACGCUGGCGGACCUGGUGCUGCUGGCGUGUCUUCCCUUCCGUGUGCUGUACCACGCUCAGGGGAACGUGUGGUCUCUGGGGCCGCACAUGUGUAAGGCGGUGGGUAACCUGUUCUACAUGAACAUGUACGUCAGCAUCACCCUGAUGGGUCUGAUCAGUCUGGACCGCUAUCUGAAGAUCAUCGGUGUGAAGGGCUCUCAGAGGGGCUGUGGUCAGCGCUGGCUCCGGGGCAGUCGCUGGAGUCUGGUGACCUGUGUUCUGCUGUGGAGCGGCUCUCUGGUGAUGGUGGUGCCUAUGAUUGCGCUGGUGGAGAGAAACGAGGAGACGGGGAAGUGUUUCCAGUACAAGCAGAGAAAGCACGCUAGAGGCAAAGCCUACUUCAAUCUGUUCCUGGUGGCGGUGUUCUGGCUGGUGUUCGUGGUGCUGUUGGUGUCAUACGGACGGAUCGCACGCAGACUGCUGCACGCCUCACGGGACAAACCGGACCUGCCCAACGCCACACGCUACGCUCGCACCGCUAAGAAGUCCUUCGUGGUGCUGCUCCUCUUCACCAUCUGCUUCGUGCCGUAUCACACCUUCAGGGGCUUCUAUGUUUCGUCUCAGCUCCGUGACGUCAGCUGUGAGACGCAGCGGAUCAUGGGUCUCACCAACGAGAUCAUGCUACUGUUCUCGGCCCUCAACAGCUGCCUGGACCCCGUCAUGUACUUCAUGCUCUCGGGCUCGGUGCGCAAGGCCACCGCUCAGGCUUUAUCACAGUUCCUACACCUACACCAGGAGCCCGUGAUGACCAACAGCUCCACCACAGAGUUUCGGAGGACGUCUGUGUCCCACGCCUCCACCGCUGCGGUGCUGACCACGUCCAGGGGCAAUCUGGGACUGAUCCGCUCUAAACCCGGCUUCAGCGCUGACGGAGAGUCCUGUCAAACUGAUCGAGCAGCACCGUGAGACCAAAUGGUUUCACACACACACACACACACACACACACACACACACACUCGAAUGGGAAAUGACUCACUGGUGUGAAACAAUGACUAGCUCAAACUCUGCACAGGAAAGUUCUUGAGACAUCACUUCGGACAGAAUUCGAGAGAUGUACAGCUGGAUUAACACACAUCUGCUCUGAGACUCGAGAUCGGACAGACACAAGUGUCACUGAAAUCUCAUUAAAGUUCAACAGAUGAAGCCUGAGUGGAUGAAGGAUGUCUCCUGCUGGAGGAAGAGAGAUACUGCACCUCCUCUGACUCCUGUCAUCAUUUUACAGUCGCUUUAUAUGUGAAGUGAAGUGAAGUGAAGUGAAGUGAAGUGAAGUGAAGUGACAUUCAGCCAAGUAUUGUGACCCAUACUCAGAAUUUGUGCUCUGCAUUUAACCCAUCCGAAAUGCACACACACAGAGCAGUGAACACACACACACACACUGUGAGCACACACCCGGAGCAGUGUUCAUCAUUUAUGCUGCGGCGCCCGGGGAGCAGUUGGGGGUUCAAUGCCUUGCUCAAGGACACCUAAGUCAUGGUAUUGAAGGUGGAGAGAGAACUGUACAUGCACUCCCCCCACCCACAAUUCUGUCCGGCCCGAGACUAGAACCCACAACCCUUCGAUUGGGAGUCAAACCCUCUAACCAUUAGGCCACGACUUCCCCCUAAAUAUAAAACAGAGCUGUGCAAAAGGAAGUGGUGUGUCAAACACUGGCCAGCGAUAGAUUGAUCUCACAGCACGUUCCUCUGUAAAGAGCGCAGCCGCUGAGUCGGUGAUGUCGUUCAGUGUCCAGCUGACAAUACUCCACCUUUACUCACAGAUGGACGUCACAUUAGAUGUUCUUCUGUGACCAGGAGCUGUUGAAGAUCUGACUUUUCCACUGUUUCUAGAUUCAUGUAGCUCAGACUGUACAGUAAAGUGUAACCAGUGAACGCAUGAGUGAACGUGUCUGCCAAACAAAUAAAAGCAAAUGUCUUUUUAAAAUAUAUUAAACAGGGGAAUAAAGCA